Eremothecium sinecaudum is the source of this 387-nucleotide messenger RNA. RefSeq lists its product as uncharacterized. Bases 1 to 387 code for a protein of 128 amino acids. Gene Ontology annotation, molecular function: nucleic acid binding; zinc ion binding. The transcript has a single exon. The record is from RefSeq and is a predicted model, not a curated record. Lineage: Eukaryota; Fungi; Ascomycota; Saccharomycetes; Saccharomycetales; Saccharomycetaceae.
AUGGCGAGCAGAAACACUAAAGAGUCGUUACCUUCGAUGGAGGUGCUCAUGAGAGUGCUGACUGAUAGGCAGCAGCAUGCACAGAAGAUCAAAGAAGAAUAUCAAAGGAAGUUAGCCGAAUUAACAGAAUUAAUGAACGCAUUAUUUGAUGACAGGUUACAAGGGAAAGCGAAAUUGGAUACUGAAACGUUGAAUGAAAAGUUGAAAACUGAUAUAGAUAUUAUCGAACGCGAUGGAAAGCGCUAUGCUUUAAUACCUAUUACAAGUACAAAACAGCAACGGAAGAGCCAUAAGACUGUUAAAAUUGCUUGUUCGUAUUGUAAAGAGCUUGGCCACACUCGUGCCAAAUGCGAAAAACGUCUACUAAACGUGGGACACGGUAAAUAA